Rhipicephalus microplus (southern cattle tick) is the source of this 2999-nucleotide messenger RNA. Its product is annotated as Golgi apparatus membrane protein TVP23 homolog B. The record is from RefSeq and is a predicted model, not a curated record. Gene Ontology annotation, cellular component: Golgi membrane. Gene Ontology annotation, biological process: vesicle-mediated transport; protein secretion. Lineage: Eukaryota; Metazoa; Arthropoda; Arachnida; Ixodida; Ixodidae.
AGCGCCUGCCGAAGGCGCUAAUUCCUCUCGUGUGCUCACGUAGAGUGCACAAUGCGGAGGUCGCGCCUUGUCACAGCUGGUGACGAUCGCGUGGCCGUUGCCUACGUUGUAACUUUCUUGCCGCUCACUGAAACAGCGUCACGUCGCCGCGAUUACGGGGGUGUAAAUCACUUUUCUCAAUAUAGAUCACCCGCGAGAGUAACUACGUGAGAUUAUCGGGCUCGCUCUGCGCGGUGCGUCAACUGGGCCCGUCCGCGCGCCGUGCGGACUGUUUUCUCUGAAUCGACGCUGGCACCGGUCGAACGUACUCGAGUGCCCUGAUGGAAGGCACGGAGGAUGCGGCCUCCAUCGACUUCGGCGACGUCGAACGUGGAGUCAUCAGGAAGGCUCCCAGGCAUCGGAUGGCGGCGUUCUUCCACCUGGCUUUCCGGACGACGGCGCUGCUUACGUACCUGUUGUGCCGCCUCUUCACGGACAGCUUUGUGUCCAGCUUUGUGUGCAUCCUGCUGCUGCUCUGCAUGGACUUCUGGACCGUCAAGAACGUCACGGGCCGUCUGCUGGUCGGACUCCGGUGGUGGAACUACGUCGACGACACCGGGAAGAGCCACUGGGUCUUUGAGAGCCGCAAGGCGGGUGAGCAGACCACAGAUGCCUCGGAAGCAAGCCUAUUCUGGAUGGGGCUCAUCGGAGCACCUGUCCUGUGGACGCUCUUCUUCUUCGUCUCCCUGUUCAGCUGGAACUUUCAGUGGCUGAUGGUGACAAUGAUAGCCCUGGCCCUAAACGGGGCCAACCUGUACGGCUAUAUCCGCUGUCGGUUGGGUUCAAAGGGAUCCAUGAAGGCAGCUGCCUCCAACUUCUUUGGACAGCAGCUGCUUCGUGGGAUGUUCAGCAAGAAAGAAGCGGCGCCCCCUGCGAGAGAUAGUGGAACGGCCCAGCUUCAGCCGUGACAACGUGGCCGGCCAAUUCGUUCCUGUCUGUCCUAUGUAUAUAGACUCUCUCCACCUUCUCUUUCAUAAAGCCAUUGUAAAAUGCCACGUUGUGGGUGGUUCUCACUUUCUAGUAUCUUUGCGAUCCAGGAGCCUUGCCUCGAGCAUUCUUGGUCUCUCACUUUCAGAGGCAUACCUUUCACUCUUGUGCAACUUCGGGGCUCAGCAUGCAACUAUAAGGUUCCUUACUAGAGAAAACUCUGGUGUUAGUGUCUAUGGGAGCUGCAACGUAUGUCAUGUCAGCCAGCAUGGGAAUGACGGGUAUUGCACAAAUUAGUCUGAUUUUCGUUCUUUCAGGUUUGUUUGGCUUCGCAUGGCUUGGAGCUGCUUUGUCAAAAGACUACAAUGAGCAACUGUUCAGCCUUUUAGACUUAACCCUUUAGGCAUCGACUCACGAAGGUACCAACAGUCAAUUCUUUUAUUUGAAACAAAAACAAAACACGGAAAUAAACAGAGGCAUAAGUGCUUGCGAAGCCCGCAAGCACGAAGACUAGGCUAAUUUGUGCACUGCUCACCAUUAAUGUAGUGGCUGAAGGAUUGCAGUACCAGAGUGCCCUUUGAUUUUAGGAAAUAAUAUGUGUGCAACAACGCGACAUUAGAAUUACAAUAGGGCCUUGUCGUCGGCUUUACCGACUCAAUAUCCACCGAAAGUCUGUAAACCUGAAAGCUAUACGUGUGCUACAGCCCCUGAUUGCUAAUUUAAUUUAAUUUAACUUUUAAUUUAUACUCUGUUCACAGGUAGAUAAAGCGAUUUAUUUGCUGCAUUGUGUUCCUAAACCUUGUGGCAGCAACACCAGACGACAACAGGGUUGUGUCCUGUAUGCUGCACAUGAAAAGUUUGUCAGUUGUGCAUAUUGAUUUCUCCAAUAAGCGACCUCACGCCGAGAAGCGGUUAAAACAUGUAAAUAUGUUGUAGAUUUGUAUCGUGUCUACGUUGUUCGUGUAGUCAGUGUGUGAUAGCUUGCGAAGAACUGCAAAAGGGUGCAUGACAAAUGUAGGUUAAGAGAAAGAACCGAGAAGGGGGAAGUUAUUUAUUCCUUUGAUAGGUGCUGUCUAAGCUUGUUAUCAUGUUGUGAUUUCCUCCAAAUAAUAGCUACAAACCUCAAAGGCUAUGUGCUACAAGCUGAGAACUGGAAACAGGCCAUGGUUGCCAUUCUUUACACACCACGUGAAGUGAAGAGUUGUCAAGGCAAAAGGGAGAAAAAACCAGAAAAGAGGUUCGACAAUUGUCGUAUUGCGUCCUAGUCAUCAAUUGGUCAGUUGUUAAUACUGUGCUGUAUUCAUUUUACAUAUUACAGUAACAUAGUGGCACGGCCGCUAGAUGAAAGAGCGCAAGAUAUGGCUUGCCGCAUCGAGCGGCUUUCUAUGAAAGAGCGCGUGUCAGCCGUAGGGUCAGUUGCGGCCGCUGCAGCGCGAUAGGGUGGGGACGGGAGGGACGGGAAAACAAGUGGCGCAGGCUCCUUCGGUGCAGCAGCCGCAACAAAUUAGCUGGUGUUUGUCACAACAGCGACCCACUCAGUUGUUGUAAUCAGUGUUUUUUUUUUUAAAUCUUAUUUAUCGUAGCUAUGAAAUAUCGCGUAUUUAGUAGACUAUGAGGCACUAUCUAGUUAAAAAGCCAAUAGAUUUUUCCUUUGCGGGCUGAGCACCUGACGUUUUUUUUUCUUUUCAGGACCAGCUUCUUGCUUUGAGGCUGAAAGAAAAAUCCACAAUGCAUGUACUGUAGCUGAAUGAUAUGGCACUGAAUGCAUGACAAAGUCGAUGUUAUAUUUAUAAAGAUGUCUUAAACUAAUGUCUUUUGAUUUUUGUGACGUUUAUUCAGCACUUUAGCGUUUUCUCAGCUGGAAUGCUUGACAAUUAAUUUUUUGUACUUUUGAUAACAGACGUUCAUAGUUUUUAUAUGUUGAAAGCGUAAUUAAAAAACAUAAUUUGAAUAUUUUUCAUGUUACCUGGUACACGGUAGUGUGGCAAAAAAUAAUUACGCUUCAAACGCUAGAUAAAAGUGGUUUCUACAAA